Messenger RNA from Gambusia affinis (western mosquitofish), 8228 nucleotides. It is a transcript of the gene atrx, whose product is annotated as ATRX chromatin remodeler. Gene Ontology annotation, cellular component: nucleus. The transcript is spliced from 34 exons. The record is from RefSeq and is a predicted model, not a curated record. NCBI's taxonomy places the organism in Eukaryota, Metazoa, Chordata, Actinopteri, Cyprinodontiformes, Poeciliidae. The coding region runs from base 280 to 6825 and encodes 2181 amino acids. Gene Ontology annotation, molecular function: ATP-dependent chromatin remodeler activity; ATP binding; ATP hydrolysis activity.
UCUUCAGCCUCCAGCAGCCAGUGUAGAGUGUGCUACCACGCCUGAAUCUGCAAUAACAAAAAGAGGCUGCACAGCCUCUGGGGGCCAGGGGCCUGAACAGGUGUUCACUUCCUUCCCUUUUUAAGACAUGAAUAAACUUGGGGGUAGUGUAGUCUGUGGUUCAACUUUUGUUGUACAUUUCCAUAACUGAAAUUUUCUUUCAUCAUAAUGAAAGAUUUGGAUAUCCAGAAGUGACAAAUUCCUCAGAAUUUCAGAUACCUCAAAGUCCUUCUUCCUUGGAUGAAUGCCAUCAUUUUCCCCCCUCUUGUCUUGGACAGCAACUCAGGUAAAAUGAGUCUGGCUUCUUCUGAAUCAAACCUAGAUCAAAUGGAACAGAAAGGAGAGGAGCCUGGGAGCUCAUCAGAAAGCAUGAAACAGUCUUCUUCUCGAAGCAGGAGGAAGCCCACCAAUGUAACAAAGCACACAGAACAGAAAGAAUCUGACGCCUUGACUAGUAGCGAAAACGAAGGUGCCACUUCUGACAGUAACACAGGUAGCGGAUCUAAAGGCACGUUAGUGAUGAAACCGAUUGGGAAUGAAAGCAAAGGUGCCAUGAAGCUCAGAGUGGAUUUCAAACAGAAAAAAACAGAUGAUACUCUGGAGAAGAAGGUCAACUGCACAGCCUGCGGAAAACAAGUAAACCAGUUUCAGCGUAACUCUGUGUACGAGCAUCCUAUGCUCAAAGUACUCAUUUGCAAGUCAUGUUUCAAGUACUACACAAGCGAUGACAUCGGCCGGGAUUCUGAUGGGAUGGAUGAGCAAUGCAGAUGGUGUGCUGAGGGUGGGAAGCUAAUCUGCUGUGACUACUGCAACAACGCUUUCUGCAAAAAGUGCAUUCUGCGCAACCUGGGCAGGAAGGAACUGUCCAGCAUCACGGAUGAGAACUCCAAGUGGCACUGCUACGUGUGCCGGUCCGAGCCCCUCCAGGAUCUGGUCUCUAACUGCCACAGCAUCAUGCAGAGGAAAGAAGAAGUGGAAAUGAAGCAACGAAAAACUGAUAAAGCUGAGGAGCGUGAAGAGAAAAAGAAAGAGAAGAAGAAAUCCUCCAAGGAACAGAAAGCAAUUGCAAAUGGAAAAGAACACAGUGAAGGCUUGGGGACCAUGACUUUCUCCUAUAAAAAUUUGCAGAUACCCAAAGAUCUAAUCAAGAAGACAAAGAAGCUUGUUGAAACUACAACCGGGUUAAAUAACACUUUCAUUCAGUUCAUCCAGCAGGCGACCGACGACCAGGCAGACACUACCAUCAGGUAUCGACAUUUGAAAGCCUUCAAGGCUGUGCUCUCAGAUCUGAGGAAAGCCCACAAUGCCUUGGAGGAGGCUUUGAAGCCCGAGUUCAGAAACAUGGAGCUGCAGAAUGGUACUGAAGGGCAACAUGCGAGAAAGACUGGCAAUGUUGUGGAACCUGCAGAAAACAAUGAGAUGGAUUGUUCUGCAGAUUCACUUCCUGGUGAGGACAGAGAGCAGUAUAAUGAAGUCAAGCCAAUUUGUGACACAGAAGAAAUGAAGGAGACUAAGCAGUCACCUGAUGAGAAUGAUUUAAUUUGUAAAUCUGACAAAACCAAAAAGGUGUCAAAGGACCAGGAUAAUAUAGCAGAUUUAGUUUGUAAAGCUGAAACGGGGGAGACGGUUGAAGAGCUGCCUAAUGAAAUAGAGGUUUCAACAAAAGAGUCGCUCAAAAAGCCGUCUAUUGAAACAGAUCCAGUUGAUGAAGCAGAAUCGAUGGACGAAGGGGUGAAAGAGUUGGAUAACCAGCAGGUCAUGAAGUCAAAAGACGAAGUGUCCAAUAAGCCUGAAAUGGAAGACCACCAAACAGAAACAAACAUCCCCAAAAAGAUAAUUAAAAGCGAGGUCUUUGACAGUGAGCCAGUGUCGACUGCUGAAACAUCCCUAGAUCACGACAUUAUGUCUGUUCCUCCUUCAGUCCCUGAGGAGCUUUUCCAGAUGGUGGAGAGCCUCGCUGAUUCCUCCAUGCUCUCACAGUCCAAUACCAGUUCAGUGAAAGAGGUGGAUACGAAGUCAAAUGAACAUCCUCCAGAAACCCAAUGCCCCCAACCCAGAGUUAAGAACCUGAUAGUCAAACUGACUCCUGUACCAGUUAUCAAAAGGAGCAGUUCUAGGUCAAAGGACAAAGAAAAGGAUGCAGAAGAACCGAGCAAGAGUAAGGACAAAGAUGAUGAUAAGAAAGACUCUGAUUCUAGUCGAGCAGAAGAAGCCGACAGCCCACCACCAACCCGCCGCUCCAGUAGGGUGAAGACCACUCCUUUAAGGAAGCAAGGAGAAAAUAAAAGCAAGAAGGACUCCUCUGAGUCAGAAUCUGAUGGCGACGCCAAGGCCAAGCCAUCAAAGAAAUCCAGUAACACUAAAAACGAGACCAAAAGUUCAGAGAAAACAUCAGAGGACUCUGACUCAGACGAAGUUCCUCCUGCUCUACUGGAGAAAGCUGCAACAGGCAACAGCAGCACAGACGAGGAACAGGAAAGCACAACGGCGAAAAAGCAUCUCUUCAAAUCAGACAUGUCCUCAAAGGACACAGAGAAGCUAACCAAACGCAAACGCAAGUCCGAAAGCUCAAGUUCAGAUGCAGAGAGUAAAGACAAGAAGACGUCCAAGAAAAAGAAGCAAGCCGGUUCGGACAACUCGUACUCUGAUUCAGAUGGAGAGAGUAAAAACAACAGGACAUCCAAGAAGAAGAAGAAGAAGCAAGCCAGUUCGGACAACUCGUACUCUGAUUCAGAUGGAGAGAGUAAAAACAACAGGACAUCCAAGAAGAAGAAGAAGAAGCAAGCCAGUUCGGACAACUCGGACUCGGAUUCAGAUGGAGAGAGUAAAAACAAGAGGACAUCCAAGAAGAAGAAACAAGCCGGCUCGGACAACUCAGACUCCGACUCAGAUGUGGAGAGUAAGAGCAAAGCAGUCACAGCUAGAAGGAGGUCUAGCCGCGUCAAGAAACAGGAGAACUCCAAGGGCAAUGAAAAAGACUUGUCUGACAAGAAGCAGAAGCGAUCUUAUGAAAAGAAGCGGAAGGGAAAGAGCCCAAAAGCUGCCUCCAAGCUACAGUCUUCAUCCGAGGAAGAAGAGGAAGAAGAGGAGACUGGAGGCGACUCCGGAGAGGAUAGUGACCAGCAAAAGAUCAAGCCCAUUGUGGAGGAUAAUGUACUUGGAGGCAGUGGAGUCUUGAAUCAGUCCUCAGGAGACGAGGUAGACACUAAAGGUGAUUCUCAAGUUUUUGAAGACGACGACGACGACCCCGAAAACAGGAUUGCAAAGAAAAUGCUUCUUGCGCAAAUAAAGUCCAGUUACUCUUCAGGAGCAGAAAGCUCCUCUGACAAUGAAGAGGAAGACACGAAAAAGAAAACCUCCAAGAAAGCUAAAAAAGAAAAAGAGGAUGACGAAGAGGAGCAAGAUGAUGAAUUUACAGAAGACUCCGAGUCUGACGUUGAUGUGAAGAAGCGCGGCGGUCGGCACAAAUUGCUCCGUCAUAAGCUGUCCUUGAGUGAGGGUGAAUCUGGAGACUCGAGCAAGGAGAAGAAGAGCAAGGGCAGCAAGAAAAAGUCUUCACGUAAAGUUGGCAGCGACGACUCUGAAGACUCAGACUUUGAGAAGUCAGCGUCUGGUUCUGCCUCGGGGAUGAGCGAGGAGGUCAGUGACUCAGAGGUGGACAGCAAGCGUCGAAAGACCAGAUCAGCAAAGAAGAAAGAAGAUGAGAAUCAGAGGAGCUACAAGCAGCAGAAAAAGAAGCGACGUAGAAUCAAAGUUCAGGACGACUCCUCAAGCAAUAAUGAGAAGAGCGGAGAGGAAGAUGAUGAGGAUCAAGAUGGAGAGGGGCGCAAAGGCCGGAAAAAGAUCCGCAAAAUCCUCAAGGACGACAACUUGAGGACGGAGACGAGAGAUGCUCUGAAGGAGGAAGAGGAGAGGAGGAAACGUAUCGCUGAGAGGGAGGCGCUCAGGGAGAAACUCAGAGAGGUGGUUGUAGUAGAAGAAGCCUCCCAGGUGGCCUGCCCCAUCACCACCAAGCUGGUCCUGGAUGAAGACGAAGAAACCAAGGAGCCGCUGGUCCAGGUGCACAAGAGCCUCGUCACAAAGCUCAAGCCUCAUCAGGUGGACGGUGUUCAGUUUAUCUGGGACUGUUGCUGCGAGUCUGUGAAAAAGAUUCAGAAGUCUGCAGGCUCUGGCUGCAUCCUGGCUCAUUGCAUGGGUCUAGGAAAAACUCUACAAGUGGUGACAUUCCUCCACACCCUGCUGCUUUGUGAAAAGCUCGACUUCAGCACAGCUUUAGUGGUUUGUCCCCUCAACACUGUUCUUAACUGGCUCAAUGAGUUUGAGAAAUGGCAGGUGGGACUGAAGGAUGAGGAGAGCCUCGAGGUAACAGAGCUAGCCACAGUUAAGAGGCCUCAGGAGCGAGCCUAUGCUCUCCAGCAGUGGCAGGAGUCGGGCGGCGUUAUGAUCAUAGGUUAUGAGAUGUACAGAAAUCUGACGCAGGGACGAAACAUCAAGAGCAAGAAGCUAAAAGAGAUAUUUCAGAAAACGCUUGUGGAUCCAGGUCCAGACUUGGUGGUCUGCGAUGAAGGCCACAUUUUGAAGAAUGAGGCUUCCGCCGUCUCCAAAGCAAUGAACUCCAUCAGGACGAGGAGGAGGAUUGUCCUGACUGGAACCCCUCUGCAAAACAACCUCAUUGAAUACCACUGCAUGGUGAACUUUAUCAAGGAAAACUUGCUCGGGUCGGUCAAGGAGUUCAGAAACCGCUUCAUUAACCCCAUUCAGAAUGGCCAGUGUGCCGACUCGACGCUGCAUGACGUCCGGAUUAUGAAGAAGAGGGCGCACAUCCUCUACGAGAUGCUGGCCGGCUGCGUUCAGAGAAAAGAUUACUCAGCGCUCACCAAGUUCCUGCCUCCCAAAUACGAGUAUGUGCUGUCGAUCAGAAUGACCCCGCUCCAGUGCAAACUCUACAGACAUUACCUGGAGCACUUCACAGGUGUGGGGAAUGCUCUGGAAGGGGGCCGGGGCCGAGCGGGAACCAAACUCUUCCAGGAUUUCCAGAUGCUCAGCAGGAUCUGGACCCAUCCCUGGUGCCUUCAGCUGGACUACAUCAGUAAAGAAAACAGGGGCUACUUCGAUGAAGACAGUAUGGAUGAAUUCAUCGCUUCAGAAACUGAGGAAUCCUCCAUGAGUCUGACCUCAGAGGAUGAGAAGGCGAAAAAGAAAAAGAAGCAGGGAAAAGGGAGGAAGAAGGGCUCUGACGACUCGGACAGUGACGAGGUGGAGGUCAUCAAGGAGUGGAACAGCAGCUCUCGUGGCAGGAACGGAGAAGGUCGAAGUCAACCUGAGCCUGUUGAAGAACCCCGGGCAGCCAACUCUACGCCAGGGAGUCCCUGCUCUGCCGACUGGUACAAGGAGUUUGUGACAGAAGCUGACUCUGAAAUCCUGGAGCACUCAGGAAAGAUGAUGCUGCUCUUUGAGAUCCUGCGCAUGGCUGAGGAAGUAGAAGAUAAAGUGUUGGUGUUCAGUCAGUCGCUCAUCUCUCUGGACCUGAUAGAAGAUUUUCUAGAACUUUCCUGCAGAACAGAUGAGGACGCAAAACUUUCUCCUUACAAAGGUGAAGGAAAAUGGUUCAGGAACAUCGACUAUUACCGCCUCGAUGGCUCCACCAACGCCCCCACCAGGAAGAAGUGGGCCGAGGACUUUAAUGACACCAGUAACACAAGGGGGCGUUUGUUCCUUAUAUCCACCCGAGCCGGUUCUCUCGGCAUCAACCUGGUGGCCGCCAACCGGGUCAUCAUUUUUGAUGCCUCCUGGAAUCCCUCGUACGACAUCCAGAGUAUCUUCAGGGUGUAUCGCUUUGGCCAGGUCAAACCCGUCUACGUCUACAGGUUUCUUGCGCAGGGCACAAUGGAGGAGAAGAUUUAUGAGCGGCAAGUGACCAAGCAGUCUCUGUCGUACCGAGUUGUGGAUCAGCAGCAGAUCGAGAGACACUUCACGAUGAACGAGCUGGCUGAGCUCUACACCUUUGAGCCGGACAUGCUGGAUGAUCCUUCAGAGAAGAAGAGCAAGAGAGCAACUCCGAUGCUUCCAAAGGAUCUGUUCCUCGCCGAGAUGCUGCAGAACAGCAAGGACCAGCUCGUGUGUUACCACGAACAUGACUCCCUGCUGGACCACAAGGAGGAGGAAGCCCUCAGCGAGGAGGACCGCAAGGCGGCUUGGGCCGAGUACGAAGCAGAGAAGAAGGGCCUGUCGAUGAGGACCAACUACGCUUCGAACUACGCUCAGCCAGACAUGGGCACAUCUAACUACUUCUCCUUCAAUAUGGCAGCUUUGGCCACCAUGACCAACCAGCAGCUGGAGGACCUCAUAAACCAGGGACGGCAGAAAGUCAUUGAAGCAACAAACGCUUUGAAAGCCUUAGCUCGGGAGUCGAUGGAAGACAUCAUUGCCAGAAUAUGGAAGGACAACCCAACGCUCACAGAGAGCCAGGUCCAGGCGCUCUCGCUGAGGCACCAAGCCACUGUGGAGAUGGAGCUCAAGCGCAGGGAAGGCAUUUACAGAGAGGUCCUCAACAGGCAGCAAACGCUGAUGGUGUAUGUUCAGAAGCUGAUCACCAACAGGAAGGUGCAGGAGCAGCAGCUGGCCAUGGCCAACCAGGCCACUUACCUGAACCAGCUGGCCCUGCAGAACGGCAUGAUGGCAGGCGGGAUGAGCCAAAUGAACCUGCUCGGGCUUUACCAGCGCCUCCACGGCAUGGGCGGCAAUCAAGGCGGCGGCAAGAACCCGGGCCCCUCACAGGGCAUGUAGGGUCAGCUCGGGCCCUCUUUCAUCCCACUAGUGGACAAUCUGGUUCCCAGCAGCCCCCCCUGCUGUCUGACAAACUCGCUGUGAGACCGCUCAAGAGUUCAAACGUAACCCAGCAGAGACUGCUGUCUGCUGGGGCCUCUGAUUGAAUAGUGUUGUGCUGUGAUUCACUGAGAGACAGUAAAUAUAAUGUAUACAUGACUGUGUUAAAGGUUUGUCCAGAAGGUUGACGGGAAAAAAAAAAAAAUGUAUAUACCACCUUUAUGUUAUUCAAGAUCUGUAGAAUCACUUUUCAUGUAUUUAACAAAACAAACCUGUUUUAUCCCCCCCCAAUGCUUUUUAGCAUUGUAUUGUUUUCCCCUUCAAAAAGGGUUUCCUUGUUAUUUAAACUCAGUUUUUUAUACGGUUUUAAAUGCCUACCAACAUCCGAGUGGGACCACAACCAUUGGUUACAGAACUACAGGACAAGAUAAGCUCUGAUUAUUAGUGAUUCCUCAUCAAAUAUCUAACAAACUAGAACAGCUGUUGGUGCUGCAAAGUCCUGCUUAUUUCAGGAGGUAGAAGAACCUAAAAACAUCAACAAUAAGAAGAAAAAAAUGGCCUUAUAUAAUUUCCUAAAAAAAAAAAAAAAAAAGAAUCUCUGUAAAAACUUGAGAUUUGUUGUGAAUAUUUUCUAUUCUGCUUUUAAGUGUUUACAUUAGUUGUGGCUGAAAACGUUAAUGGAAUGCUUGUGUCGUCCAGAACUGCCUGCUGGCUUCGAUCUUUUUGUAACAUCAUUCUUAUUGUUACGUGUUGCUUAGCAUAGCAUUGUGUGUUACUGCUCAUUCAUUUACUUGUUUGUUUGUUUUUGUUUUUGUUUUGUUUUUUGUUCAUUUGUUUCACUUGUGUUGAUUUUUUUCCCCCAGUUGGGUGGGUUUGCAGGGCCUUGCGAAGCUCGGGGCCUCUUCAGCUGGGUGUCACAGGGCCCAAACUUUGCUCCGAAUCUGUCUUUGACAUUUCGAAAUAUUCCUUUCAGAAUGGACUGGACAGGAGGAGCGAACGACUGGAAUUCUUAUUAUACGCGGUUGAUUUCGUCCGGUGCUUUGUGAGUAAUGCUCUCCUGGACGCUGAAGUUUCACCAGGCAGGGUCCCCGGACGACUUGUAUUCUACUUUGGCACAUUCUUUCUUCUAAGAGCUUAAACCGGUGUCGCCAUUUAGUAAAAAAGAAGGUGGACUGUUCUCACCAAGAGUUGACUUCUAUGUUUUGCACAAGCUGUGUUUUCUAAAUGUAGAAUAAGUUACUUCGCCCAUUAUCGAAGAAUGAUCUUGCGUUAGCGGAUACAUCAAUGUGUUUUGCCAUUAACGAACUGCUAUAAUCUUCAUAAGUAUUUAAUAUAACAUUUAAUAAAGUGACCAAAACAAUGAA